AUGUCGUGGAGCCGAGGAUGGCAGCAGGACGAGUGGAAGUCCAAGAGCUGGGAGGAGUCUACGGAGGUGCAGGAUCCAUGGUCCAACUACGGCAAGGCGCAGGAUGCUGGCAACUGGGGCAGUCACAAACAGGAUGACUGGCACGGGCGUGAGGACGCAAGCUGGAAGCAGGAGCAGGACCCUUGGGGCGCAUGGAAGAAGAGCGGGAAGGAUGACUGGAAGGAGCAGGAUCCGUGGAGCAGAGGUCGCAACGACAAGGAGAACGAUCCGUGGAGCAGAAGCCGCAACGACAAGGAUGUCUGGGGCGGAUACAAGAACAGCUGCGAUGAUCGUCAGGACAACUCAUGGAGUAGAUUCAGCAGCAGCCGCGACGAUCGUCAGGAUGCUUGGGGACAAAGCCGCGACGAUCGUCAGGACUCAUGGGGCCGCCAGCGAGAAGUGAAGGAGGACCCUUGGGGUUCGUAUCAGAAGGACUCCUACCAGAAGGACUCCUAUCAGAAGGACUCCUAUGGCAAGGACAGCUGGUCCAGAAGUGAUCGGCAAGAGGACAACAGAUGGUCGCAAGACCAAGGCGGAUGGGACAAGGAUGGAUCCCAGGAUCGCUGGGGCAAGGCACAGGAUAGCUGGUCCAGGAACGAUCGGCAAGAGGACAAUAGCUGGUCCAGAAAUGACCGGCAGGAGGACAGCUGGUCCAAGAACGACGGGCAGGAGGACCCAUGGGGUUCCUAUGGCCGUCAGGACGGCCAGGACAACUCUUGGAGUAACGCCAAGAAGGACAGCUGGGGGACCACUACCACAGGCUGGACCGCGCGGGAGGCCUAUGCGGGAAAGCUGCUGGAGGUCGACUGGGCCGCGCGCCCGCCAAUGGUGGAAGUGAAGAAGAACUUCUACGGCGAGGGCUUCGCGAACGUGCUGGCCACACAGCGCUCCGACGAGGAAGCGCAGGAGAUCCGGAGGGCCGCGAACAUCUCCAUCGAGCAUGGAGAGAGCGAAGCACACCCUGUGCCCAACCCUAUCAACUCCUUUGACGAGGCCUGCUUUGACGCCGAGCUCAUGGGGAAGAUAACAGAGCAAAACUUCAAGGAGCCCACUCCGGUCCAGAAGCAGAUCUGGCCCUUGGCCAUGCAGGGCCGCGAUGUGGUGGGGAUUGCAGAGACAGGCAGUGGAAAGACCAUUGCGUACCUACUGCCGAUGAUUGUCCACAUCACGUAUCAGUCGGAGCUGCAAGCCGGCGAUGGGCCGGUGGGCCUUGUCUUGGCUCCCACCCGGGAGCUGGCGAAACAGAUCAAGGAGGAAUGCGACACCUAUGCAUCGCUGAAAGGUCUGGUGACCGAAAACGUCGUCGGCGGCAUCGAGAAAUGGGAUCAGAAGAGGAGGAUUCAGGAGAAGAACGACAUUAUCGUGGCCACGCCUGGUCGCUUCAUGCAGGCGCUGGACGAGGAGUGGAUCCAGCUGAACCGCACAUCGUUUGUGGUGCUGGACGAGGCGGACGAGAUGUUGCGCAAGGACUUCAGCGAGCAGAUCCAGAAGAUCCUGGGCCAGGUGCGCAGGGAGCGCCAGGUGCUGAUGUUCUCGGCCACCUGGCCCGAGGAAGUGGAGAAUCUGGCUCAGCAGAUUUGCACAGCCAGCGAGGGCAUGCCCCCAGUCUAUGUGCGCAUCGGGGAAAACAAGAUGGCAGCCUGCCGGUACAUCGAGCAGAUGACCGUUGUGGUGGACGGCGAAGAGGACAAAUACGAGAAGCUGCUCGAUAGCCUCAAGAAGUCUGAGUCUAUAGGCUCCGACAAGGCCAUCAUCUUCUGCAGGAGCAGGUCCACCGUGCAGACGCUGGUGGACAAGCUCAAGGAAGACGAGUUCUUCUGGGAGGAGGGGAAGUGCAAGGUGGAAGCCCUGCACGGGGAGAUGAAGCAGAUGGACCGCGACUGGGUGAUGCAACAGUUCCGCAAGGAAGACCUGCCACUGGUCGUCUCCACAGGUGUUCUGGCAAGGGGGCACGACAUCCCCAAGGUCCGCUUUGUCUUCAACUACGAUCUGCCACGAGAGCCGGAGGACUACAUCCACCGUGUGGGCCGCACCGGGCGCGCGGGGGCGAAGGGCUAUGCCAAGACCUUUGUGGACCGGAAGAGUUGGAAGGAGAUGGAGUCGGCCUGCAGCUUCCUGAAGACGGUCUUCCAGAACACCAGCCAGACCAUCGAGCCGGACUUUCAGGAGCUGAUCGACAACUAUGACAACGCAAAUCAGGAGUGGCCCGCUGAGGCAGUGCAGGACGGCCAGGCCUGGUCCGGGGAAGCCGCCGAGGCGUGGUCCGGGGAAGCCACUCAGCAGGAGUGGUCCGGGGAAGCCGCCCAGCAAGCUGAGGCGUGGUCCGGGGAAGCCACUCAGCAGGAGUGGUCCGGGGAAGCCGCCCAGCAAGCUGAGGCGUGGUCCGGGGAAGCCACUCAGCAGGAGUGGUCCGGGGAAGCCGCCCAGCAAGCUGAGGCGUGGUCCGGGGAAGCCACUCAGCAGGAGUGGUCCGGGGUCGCUCAGCAGGCUGAGGCGUGGUCCGGGGAAGCCACUCAGCAGGUGGAGCAGGAGCAGGAGCCGACAGACGAGGAGCCAGUCAACGACCCGGCGAGCUCCGGUCUGGAGUGGUCGAGCGACAAGCAUCUCCCCACCAGUGAUGAGCUCAUAGAACUCUCCAAGGAGCAACAGGAAGCAAUUUUGGGUGGAUCGGGCGAUUUGUCCUUCAAUAUGUCUCCGUGGAUUCGAGCUCUCGUCAGCAUUGUGUACGACUUCAACGAGGGGCUGCCGCAGUACUGUGCAGAGCAAGUCCUCGUUCUUUCGAACUGCGUGCCUGCAGAGUUUCAGCAGACCCUUCAGCACCAAACCACCAAGCAAGGCGCGUCAUGGCGUGAUUUUAUUUGCAGCCUCCAGAAAACCACUCCCGUCACCAAGAAUCCGGUCCUCUUGAAGUUUCGUGGAAAGCGUGUGGAGGAGGAGGUGCUGUCAAGCCAGUCCAAGCUGUUGGGGAUUGGCUACUCGUUGCUGGGAGCGGCGCUGGACGCAUGGGCUGUUGCGGCGGGCCACGACAGCAAGUUCUGGGAAGCGUCGGACGUUUUCCUCAUGAUCGCCAAUUGCCAGGCUAUCAAGCGAGAGCAAUCUCUACGCAAGGAUGUUCCGGACAGCAAGUUUCGGAUCUUGCGCAAGAUGGUUGACGGCAAAGAGGUGUUGGCCUUCCGCGUGGUUCCCACUGCUGCCCGGCAGUUCGACAACCCGACCGUUAGCCAGUACUAUAACGGCAAUAGUGUGAAGUUGCAUCGAGCGGUGGUGCAGUCGCAGAGCAGUCACAACCCGCAGCAGCAGCCAGCCAAGAGACAAAGACAGGGUUUUCCCGUGGAGCCAUGGUCUUGUCUGCCUGCUUGGCGCUCCGGCUGGCAUUAUGGCUGGCACAGCGGGGAUCACUCCGAGUGGGAAGCCGGGUGGCAAGACAGACAGCCCUCUGUUGCAAAGUCGCAAAGAAAUCGCUGCCAGUUCCAGAAGGACGCAGUUCAGCCCAUGGAGCCUGACCAGCCUGAAAAGGGCCGAUGGCGGAAAGCGGCUGCAGCCCAGGCCGAAGAAGAGCGCCGUGCGGCGACCGAGGCAACCGAGGCGACCGAUGCGCAGGAACCCACUGCGACGUCCGCCGCUGAGGUGGCGGCAUGGCAGGCACAGGCUGCGACGUCUGCGGCCGAUGAGGCAGCGUGGCAGGGACAGACAUCUGCGACUGCAGUCGAUGAGGCAGCAUGGCAGGAGCAAGCGGCGUCCGACGCGGCGUGGCAGGCGCAGGCGCAGGCGCAGGCGGCACAGGCACAGGUCUGGAACGGCGAAUCGGAAGAGGCCUGGGCCUCUGCUGGCGACUGGAAUCAGGCGGACGUCGUCAGAGCUCAGGCCGUGACGACUUGGACGGCUGAGGCAGGCGAUCCGGCCUGGGAGAUGGCGCAGUGGCAGGGCGUGAGUUGGGAGACCUAUUGCGGGAACGCCAUGUACUACUACGACCAGUGGCAGCACGAGCGCAACUCCCAGUGGACAGCUGGUGCCGAGGAGGGCCAGGGCACCUGGCCCGGGCCUGCCACCGUCGAGGCAGAGCCUUUCGUGCUGGCGACGGAUGACGUGGGCGAGGUGAUCAAGGUGCCAGAGGAGGCGAAAGCUGUGGAGAAUGGUGCGGAGGUGCCAGAGGCAACCGCCGAUGCAAAGGCUCCAGCAUCAGAAGCAGCCGCGGACGCAACCCAGGCAGAAGAAAUCGCUGCAAGCAAGGCGUCAGAUGCAGCUGCUGUGGCAGUCGAGGCAUCGGAAGCCGUUCCGGAGGCGACGGAGGCGCCGAUGGAUGCGCUGGCACCGCAUCCUCCUGAGGCUUUGGAGGUGCUGGCUGCCUUGGUCAAGGCGUCUGGUCCCCCCCCGGGCCUCGAGGGUGAGAAGGACGACCUGAAGGAGUUCGAAGGCUUCUGGGACGGCUCCGAAGGCGCCACCGCCGCGGCCCCGGAGGUGCAAUCAGCGGGCUGCCCCGUGAUUUCCAUCGACCAGGAUCCGCCCAAACGGGAUUCGCAAGAGACGGAGCCGAAGGCCGAGGCCGAGGCCGAACAGGCGCAAUGCCCAGAGGGGACUGCACUCGAGAAGACCGAGGAGACCGAGGCGGUUUCUGAGGUUGAUGCCGAGAAGGCUACCGAGGUCCCGGAUGCCGAGGUCGAGGAGAGCGGGAAGGCGGUUCCGGAGGUCGAUGCCGAGAAGGGUAGCGAGGACCCAAAGGACGAGCCUCUGGCGGUUGCGGCGUCGUGGCAAUAAGUGACGAGAUCGGGGACGAGCUCAUCGAAUCGCUGAAAAAGCCUGCAGCCUGCGGGCCCCCUCGCGUGGGAGUGGGUCCUUGACUGUGGUCAAGGGCCUUGGGCCAACUGGCGGUUCCAACAUGCGGCCAGAAGCUGGGUGGGAAGCCAAUCGCCCCUUUGCCGGAAGUUCCGGCCAGAAUCGGCUCUAAGCUGCGAGCUCAGAGCCGCCAACGGCAAAAAGCGGCUUGGCCGGGUUGCCAUUUGGCGUGACCUUGAACCCUUAAACCUGGUGGAAAUAACUAUUGCCAACACGCUGGCAAAAGGUGUAACUUUGUGCAGACCAAUCCAGAUGUGUUCCUGUGUUGAGUCCUUUGUCGGCGAGCCGGAAGCUGAAUUGCCGAUUUUAACAGGGCGGUUUUGUGUUGAGCUCCCCCGACUGAGCACACUGAAUGGGACAAAGUCUCA
Messenger RNA from Effrenium voratum, 5240 nucleotides. The record is from the annotation of a GenBank genome assembly. Lineage: Eukaryota; Dinophyceae; Suessiales; Symbiodiniaceae.